This is a messenger RNA of Plasmodium gallinaceum, 591 nucleotides long. It is a transcript of the gene GAP45, whose product is annotated as glideosome-associated protein 45, putative. The record is from RefSeq and is a predicted model, not a curated record. NCBI's taxonomy places the organism in Eukaryota, Apicomplexa, Aconoidasida, Haemosporida, Plasmodiidae. The coding region runs from base 1 to 591 and encodes 196 amino acids. The transcript has a single exon.
AUGGGAAAUUACUGUAGAAAAAAUAAGGUAAGGGAUCCCAAACGUAAAGAUAUAGACGAGUUAGCUGAGCGUGAAAGAUUAGAAAAAGAAGCUGAAAAACAACGUGAAGAACAGCCAGAAGAACUUGAAGAACAGAAUGAGGAACCACCUGAGGAACCUCCUGAAAAUGAGGAGGAUCAAGAUGAUGAAGACGAUAAGGAUGAUGAACCAGAAGAGGCUACACAAGAGGAAAGUAAAUCAUUUGAAGAAAAACCAAUCGAUGAUUUAGAUAGAUCAAAUUCAGAAUUAUAUUCUGAGUCACAACAAAAAUAUGAUAAUGGUAGUGAAAAAAUGGAAACAGGUACUCAAUUAACAUUAUCCACAGAAGCUACAGGUGCUGUUCAACAAGUUACAAAACUUAGUGAGCCUGCACAUGAAGAAAGUAUUUAUAACACAUAUAGAUCAGUUACUCCGUGUGAUAUGAAUAAGGUUGAUGAAACUGCAAAAGUCUUUUCAAGACGAUGUGGAUGUGACCUUGGGGAUCGUCAUGACGAAAAUACCUGUAAAAUAUGCAGAAAAAUUGAUUUAUCUGACACACCUUUGUUGAACUAA